Molecule: messenger RNA, 753 nt
Organism: Penicillium lagena
Lineage: Eukaryota; Fungi; Ascomycota; Eurotiomycetes; Eurotiales; Aspergillaceae
Exons: 1
Coding region: 1-753 (250 amino acids)
Source: RefSeq, a predicted model, not a curated record
AUGGCGUCGCUGCGCUGCUCCCUACGGCCUCGCCCUCUCUCUCUCCUGCCUCGGUCAUCGAUCGGACAGUCAUCCCAUCGCCAUGUUCACCCCGGCCGGUUCCAACCCUUUGUCCCGCCAUCCCCAAGCUCCUUGGGCAAACCCACCGCGGCCAAGUCUUACACCCGCACCCGCAAAUGGCUGCGGCGAUUGGUGUACGCAUCACUCGCGACAGGCGUUGUUUGGGGGAUUGACACCCAGUUCUAUGCCUCGUCACUGACGCGCACAACCCGCACAUUCUCGUUGGGUCUGCUGGUCGCGCUGGACUACAAGAUCAACUUCCGCCCGCAUCCACCGCUGGCCAGCUCCAUCGCCGCCGUGCAUCAGCGCAAUGCCGAGCGCCUCUCGGAUCUGCUGCGCCAUAAUGGGGGGUUGUACCUGAAGAUGGGUCAGGCGAUCGCGAUGCAGUCCGCCAUCCUUCCGCCGGAGUUCCAGCAGAUGUUCUCACGCAUGUUCGACGACGCCCCGCAGAACGAUUGGAAGGAUGUGGAGAAGGUCAUUCGCGAGGACUUUGGGAAAUCACCUGAGGAAGUCUUUGGGGUUUCCUUCACCGGUGAGCCCGGUAAGGGUGUCAUGGAACGCAGGGCCCGCGCCAGCGCCAGUGUCGCCCAGGUGCAUUGGGCUCGCUUGCAGGAUGGUCGAGAGGUGGCCAUUAAAAUCCAGAAGCGGGAGAUUGUCCAGCAGCUGGCAUGGGACCUAUGGGCUUUCAAGUGA